AUGGCUGGCAACACAAAAGAUGUCCGUCCGGACCCAACUUCAGAUCUACGGUGGUCCGACUACCGCGGCGCAAUCCAUGAGAUAUUCGCCGCCAACGCAUUGAAACAUCCAGAUCGAUCAUGCGUCGUGGAGACCGCAUCAUCAACUUCUCCCGAGCGGAAAUUCACCUACAAGACCAUCAACGAGUCCUCCAACAUCCUCGCACAUCACCUCGUGAUCAAUGGCGUACAGCGGGGAGAAGUGGUUAUGGUCUACGCACAUCGUGGCGUGGAUCUUGUCGUGGCGGUCAUGGGAGUGCUCAAGGCGGGAGCAACUUUCAGUGUGAUUGAUCCUGCGUAUCCCCCUGACAGGCAGAUUACCUACCUGGAAGUCGCGCAGCCGAGAGCGUUGGUCAACAUCGAGAAGGCUACGAUAGACGCCGGACAAUUGGGUCCGACCGUGCGAGAGUACAUCAGCAACCAUUUACAACUUCGCACAGAGGUACCGGCUUUGAAGUUGCAAGAUGAUGGAACUAUUGUGGGAGGAUCAGUGGCAGGCGGAUCAGAUGUUCUUCAAGAUCAGAUCCCAAAGAAGGCAGAUCUUCCUGGCGUCCCAGUGGGGCCUGACAGCACUCCAACGCUGUCUUUCACAUCUGGCUCAGAAGGUCGACCAAAGGGUGUCAAAGGACGGCACUUCUCGCUCGCUUACUAUUUUCCCUGGAUGGCCGAAAGAUUCAAUCUGACUGAAAACGAGCGAUUCUCGAUGUUGAGUGGAAUCGCACAUGACCCGAUCCAAAGGGACAUCUUCACACCUCUCUUCCUGGGUGCCAGUCUUAUUGUGCCACCAGCAGAGGACAUCACCUUCGACCGACUAGCAAAUUGGGCCAGCGUCAACGCCAUCUCGGUCACUCAUCUCACACCAGCCAUGGGUCAGAUUCUCCUAGGAAGUACAGAGCCCAAGAUCGAGACCCUACGGAAUGCCUUCUUCGUCGGAGACGUGCUGCUCAAACGCGAUUGCCGACGACUGCAACAACUUGCGCCGAACUGCAGAAUCAAGAACAUGUACGGCACUACGGAAACGCAAAGAGCCGUCAGCUUCUACGAGAUCCCAGCUCUCAACGAGGAUGCUGGCUAUCUCGAGAAGAUGGGCGACGUCAUCCCAGCUGGAACUGGAAUGUUGAACGUCCAACUUUUGGUCGUCGAUCGUGAGAAGAAGGAGCGACAAUGUGAGGUUGGCGAGAUUGGUGAGAUUUAUGUCCGUGCUGGUGGUCUUGCUGAGGAGUAUCUUGGAGAUCCUGCGAAAAAUGCCGAGAAGUUCGUGGCCAACUGGUUUGUGGAUCCGCAACGCUGGGCUACUGAAGACAAGCAGCGAGUCGCUGAAGGUGGAGAAGCUGAGCCGUGGAGAGAAUGCUACUUUGGCCCUCGAGACCGCAUGUACCGUUCUGGAGAUCUGGGUCGUUACAUGCCCGAUGGCAACGUCGAAUGUGUUGGCCGAGCAGACGAUCAAGUCAAGAUUCGUGGGUUCAGAAUCGAGCUGGGCGAGAUUGACACGCACCUCAGUCAACACCCUUUGAUCCGUGAGAAUGUUACCUUGGUCAAGCGCGACCACAACGAAGAGCAGAUCCUCGUUUCAUACUACGUGCCCGAUAUGCAGAAGUGGAGAGAGUGGUACUCUGAGAAUGUGGAUCAGAAACAGCAACAGACCGGUGCAGGAGGUAUUCGACGAAGAGUAUCAGCACAAGAAACGAUGGGAGUGGCGGAGCGGAUGAAGAUCUUUGAGCUGUUGACAUUAAAUGCUCGUCAACGGCUGAAGGAGAAGCUCCCUACCUACGCAGUGCCGACGCUUUUCAUCCCCAUGCUACGACUACCUCUCACACCCAAUGGAAAGGUCGACAAGAGAGCACUGCCGUUUCCGGAGCAAGCCGACAUUCUAGGAGCCUCAUCCAAAGCUGACGACAUCGACGCCCGAACCGAGACAGAAUCCGCGUUGGCCGAGAUCUGGGCAACUCAUCUCAAGACUCGCAAUCAGACCUCGGACACUCUGCCCAGAGACACCAGCUUUUACGAUCUUGGCGGAGACAGCAUCAUGACCGUGCAGAUCGUCCCCAAGAUCAACCGUCGCUGGCAAGGCGCAAAUAUACCCAUGUCCGUCAUGGCAGGUGGCCAGCCAACACUGAAAAGUGUCGCACGCUACAUCGACCGCUCGCUCAACCCAGUGGAUCUACGCAUGGACGCAGGGGACGACCAUGAUGAGCAGCAGACCGAGCACUACUCGAACGAUCUUCCCACUCAGAUCGCAGCACUCCCACCUACCAUCGCCAGCAGCCCAAUGCGUAGCUCCAAGGACGGCAUCAACAUACUUUUGACCGGAGCCACUGGUUUCCUAGGAGCCUACAUCCUGCACGAUGCCUUCAUGCGCAAAACCCCCAAUCACGUCUACGCCCACGUCCGCGCCUCAUCCGUCGAAGCUGGGACCGAACGCAUCCGUCAAACCUGCACCGCCUACGGUCUCUGGCACGACUGGUGGCUGACGGAAGGUAACCUCGAAAUCAUCAUCGGCGACCUCGAGAGACCCCAGCUCGGCAUGUCCCCCUCCGACUACACUCGCGUCUCUAACAAAGCAGAUCUGAUCAUCCAUAAUGGCGCUCGCGUGCACUGGCUACACCCCUACUCCACCCUCAAAGCCGCCAACGUGCUCUCCUCCCUCGAAUGUAUCCGGCUCUGCGCGACUGGCAAGUCCAAACGUCUAGCCUUCAUCUCAUCCACCUCCGCCCUCGACACAGAACACUUCGUCAAGCAAUCAGAUGCCGGUACUCCCGUCUCCGAAUCCGACACCCUUGCCACUUCCGCUCAGGGUCUAGGAACGGGCUACGGCCAAACAAAAUGGGUCUCCGAAUGCCUCAUCCGCGAAGCCUGCCAUCGCGGACUCAACGCCGUCAUCAUCCGCUCGGGAUACGUCAUGGGCCAUUCCCAGUCGGGCGUCAGCAAUACCGACGACUUCCUCGUGCGGAUGCUCAAAGGCUGCAUUCAGGUCCGCGCAAGGCCGGAUGUGAGCAACACUAUCAACAUGGUGCCCGUCGAUCGCGUCGCACGACUGGUCAACGCCGUCGCUUUCAAUGCCGAGUCAGGCAGUCUCGCGCACGUCGACGCUCGGCCGCGGUUGACGUUCAACGAGUACCUUGGACUGCUCGAGGACUUCGGCUAUACAGUUCCACUCGUCCCCUAUGCGGAGUGGAAAGCUAAGGUGGAGACCUACGUCGAGACGAUACCACAAACCGGGACAGACGAACUGGCGCUUCUCGGGCUGUACCACAUGGUCACGGGCGACUUGCCCUCCGCGACGAAGGCACCGAACUUGGACGAUGCGAAUGCGCAGAGUGCGUUGAAGGCUGAUGAGGCGGAGGCCGAGAAGGGCACGCCGAGUGCGGUGGAUGGGGAGAGUGUAGGCAAGUAUCUGGCGUUCUUGGCGAGGCGAGGCUUCAUGCCGCUGCCGGAGGAGGAGGGAAGGAGGAAGUUGCCGGAGCUGGUAUUGGGCAAGGAGCAGGUCGAGGCGUUGGAUCGGGUUGGUGGAAGGGGUGGUGGGAAGUCGUAG
Zymoseptoria tritici IPO323 is the source of this 3570-nucleotide messenger RNA. RefSeq names its product large subunit of alpha-aminoadipate reductase (gene LYS2). The transcript has a single exon. The record is from RefSeq and is a predicted model, not a curated record. Bases 1 to 3570 code for a protein of 1189 amino acids. Gene Ontology annotation, molecular function: L-aminoadipate-semialdehyde dehydrogenase [NAD(P)+] activity. NCBI's taxonomy places the organism in Eukaryota, Fungi, Ascomycota, Dothideomycetes, Mycosphaerellales, Mycosphaerellaceae. Gene Ontology annotation, biological process: L-lysine biosynthetic process.